AUGGGUGGAUUAAGGCUUUUCUCUGAGUUCUUACUCAUCGCAGCAAUUUUACUUUGUUUUCCCAGCAUAAAUACUGAUGCAACUUGCAUCACAAGUGAGAAACAAGCUCUUUUAGACUUCAAGAAAAGUUUGAUAGAUCCUUCUGGUCAGCUCUCAUCUUGGAAUGACAAUGUUGAUUGCUGCCAAUGGCAAGCAGUUAUUUGCAGCAACAAAAGUGGCCAUGUGAUUCAACUUCGCCUUCAAAAUCCUGUUGACGAUCUUGAAUUGGCAUUAAGUGGUAAUAUCAAUCACUCUUUGCUCAAUUUGACCCAAUUGCGCCACCUUGAUUUGAGUCUAAAUGAUUUCAGCGGACUUCAGAUUCCAACAUUUUUAGGGUCUCUCAAAAGUUUAAGGUAUCUAAAUUUAUCUCAAGCUAGAUUUCAAGGAAUGGUUCCCUAUCAGCUUGGAAACCUGUCAAGUUUACGAACUUUAAGUGUCGCUGGAGAAUUUUGGUCUCCUCUCCAGUCUGACAACCUGCAAUGGUUGGCUGGCCUCUCAAAUCUGAAGCACUUAGACCUGAGUCACGUGGACCUUAGUCCAGCUUCUAAUUGGCUAGCGGUGAUUAACAUGAUCCCUUCUUUGGUAGAGGUACGCUUGUCCUCUUGUCACUUGUUUCAAAUUUCUCAACUCAUCCACAGCAACUUUUCUUCGCUUACUGUCUUAGAUCUUUCUGGAAAUGAUUUCAGACAUGUCAUACCUAGAUGGAUUUUUGAUCUUCCUUCCCUUGCUUCUCUUGAUUUAAGUAAGAACUUGCUUCUAGGCCCAUUGCCCAGAGGUCCUUGGAACAUGACAUCUCUCAACUACUUGGAUCUUUCUUCAAACCAUUUGGACGGUUCACUGCCAGAUGAACUUAUUCAUCGUAACAAUCUCAUCUCUCUCAACCUUCAAGGAAAUCAAUUCGAAGGUUCCUUGGAUGGAAUUCGGAAUUGGAGUUCCCUUGUAUCUUUGAAUCUAUCAGAGAAUCAAUUCACUACCAUUCUCCCAAACGUAUUAUUCACUUUAAGUUCCCUAGUUUCACUUGAUCUUCGCUCCAAUCAGUUUCAAGGUUAUAUCCCAGGCUCUAUUGCCAACAUUUCCAACCUUCAAAAUCUUGAUCUAUCUCAUAACAAUCUUAGCUCCUCUUUGCCAAGUGAACUAUUCACAUUGAAGGACUUGGUUACAGUCGAUGCAGGUGGUAAUCACUUGAGUGGACCAAUUCCGAGCACUAUUGGCAACUGUACCAAGCUAAAACACCUUAGAUUAACUGAUAAUAGUCUUACUAUGUCCAAGUUGUUAUACAAUUGCACAAGUCUAGAAUUACUAGGACUCCGAGGCAAUGCUCUCUCUGGUUCAAUUCCAUCUAAUCUAGGAAAACUGUCAUCCCUGGAGUACAUUGAUAUAUCUAAAAACAAACUCACUGGAACUCUUCCUGAAAGUCUUGGGCAGCUUUCCAAACUUGAAACGCUUCUUAUUUACAAUAAUUUGAUGGAAGGCAUGGUGAGUGGGAUUUUACUUGACAAUCUGACAAGUUUAAAGUAUUUUGAUGCAUCUGGAAACUCCUUGACCUUAAAAGCGAAUGCAAGUUGGAUUCCUCGUGCCCAAUUUGAAAGACUUGGAUUAGGUUCUUGGAAUCUCGGUCUUCAAUUUCCUAUAUGGCUCCAAUCACAAAAAAACCUUCAGUAUUUGAACUUGUCCUCCACAAGAAUUUCAGAUACUAUCCCCUCUUGGUUAUUCAACUCAGCAACAGGAGUCGUGUCUCUUUCUCACAAUCAACUUCAUGGAGGUAUUUCUCACUUUUUGUGUGAAGUGAAGAAUGGAAAGCCAGGUCUUACAGUUCUGGAUCUUAAAAAGAAUUCUUUAUCAGGAGAAAUUCCUGAUUGUUGGAUGAAUUACCCAAACAUAACAUACAUCAGUUUGAAGAGCAAUAACUUCAUUGGAAGCAUUCCAAGGUCAUUGUUUUCUUUGGAAUAUCUGUCUCAUUUGGACUUGGGCAGAAACAGCCUCACUGGUUCGAUAACUUCGACUUUGUAA
Messenger RNA from Coffea eugenioides, 2049 nucleotides. Its product is annotated as receptor-like protein EIX1. Lineage: Eukaryota; Viridiplantae; Streptophyta; Magnoliopsida; Gentianales; Rubiaceae. The transcript has 2 exons. Gene Ontology annotation, molecular function: protein binding. The coding region runs from base 1 to 2049 and encodes 682 amino acids. The record is from RefSeq and is a predicted model, not a curated record.